AUGGAUUUUAUUAUUAUUUUUUUAAUUGGAAUAAUAAAUAUGUCCAAGCUAGGAACUCCGAUAGAUAAUACUAAAUGCUAUAUUAUAUUAACAACACAAAAUUUUGAUAUAGUGAGUACAAUAGAUUCAAUUUAUAAAAUUAGACAAUACAAUAAAGAGAUUCUAGACAAGGAAGCAUUUAUAGAAGAAAAAAUACAAUUAACUUUUGACAAUUUAAAAAAAAAAUUAUAUUACAAAACUGAAAAUUCAGAAGAACUUAAAGUUUUCUUUAAAACAUUUUUGCAAACAAUUCAUAGUGUUGUUGAAAGCAAUUCUAUUUUUAAACAAGGGAGAUUAAGUAUUGAACAAAUACUGUUUUUUGCUAUUGAUCCUGGUGUAUUAAUGACAUUAGAAGAAUUUAAAGCGAUGCAAAAUUUUUUAAUUAAAUAUGAAAAAAGCAUUUUGGCAAUUAAAAAUUCAAUAAAAGCAUACGAUCUUUUUUUCAACAAGCUUCAUUUUCUAUAUAUGACUGAUGAAUGCUAUACAUGUGUAGAAGCGCUAAAUGAAGUUAUAAUUUGCAUUAAUCCUGGCGAUGACGUUGUAUCUAGUUGUAAACUAGUAUUAGAUAUGCUGUUGAAGCUAAAAUAA
This is a messenger RNA of Vairimorpha ceranae, 627 nucleotides long. RefSeq lists its product as hypothetical. The record is from RefSeq and is a predicted model, not a curated record. Bases 1 to 627 code for a protein of 208 amino acids. The transcript has a single exon. Lineage: Eukaryota; Fungi; Microsporidia; Nosematidae.